Molecule: messenger RNA, 4627 nt
Organism: Lagopus muta (rock ptarmigan)
Lineage: Eukaryota; Metazoa; Chordata; Aves; Galliformes; Phasianidae
Gene: NUDT12
Product: nudix hydrolase 12
Exons: 7
Coding region: 238-1632 (464 amino acids)
Biological process (GO): NADP+ catabolic process; NAD+ catabolic process
Cellular component (GO): cytosol
Molecular function (GO): protein binding; metal ion binding; NADH pyrophosphatase activity
Source: RefSeq, a predicted model, not a curated record
CCCGACUGACGGUAACGGGGCGCCUGGCGGCUCGGCUCUGCAGCGGGUUCGGGCCCGGGAGAUAAUAAACAGCGGCUCAAGCACGACUCUCCCCCGCCUGCGGCUGGUCCGUAGCCACGACCUUUGGGGUCGCAACUGCUGCCACCCCGCCGGCUCUCGAAGCGCCCCGGUGACGCUGCAGCGAGCGGAGCGGGUGCGUCCGCAGCUGUGUUCUUGCUUUCCAACUCAGUUGAGACAAUGACCAACUUUGAAAAGAACUUCCAUCAGGAAAUGGUUUCCCAGCUGCAUAAUUUUGCUGCAGUUGGAGACGCAGCCAGGCUGAAAGCAUUGCUCAGCCGUUCUCCAUCACUGCUCAAUGCGACUGCAGGUAACGGCUGGACAGCCCUGAUGUAUGCUGCAAGAAAUGGACACUUUGAUGUUGUGCGGAUUCUUCUGGAAGGAGGGUGUGAUAAGUCCAUCGUUAAUAAAUCAAGGCAGACAGCUCUGGACAUUGCUAAAUUUUGGGGGUACAAGCACAUUGCUAAUUUGUUGGCUAAUGCAAAAGGAGGACAGAAGCCUGAUUUUCUGCCAACUGAAGUGAAAGAAUAUUCAAAUUAUUUUGGCACAACGCUUCUGGACCGAAGAAGUGAUAAAAGAAUAGAUUCCAAGUGGCUAAGCAAAAAACAAAUCCAUCCAGCUACAGUAUACAUACUUUUUUCAGACCUAAGUCCGUUGGUUACUCUGAGUGGGGGAGCAGAGAAGUUGGAGCGGCCAGAAGUCAGGCUUUGCAGACUGCACCACAAGGAUGUGGAACACUGCAUGAGCCAGUCUGAUGAAGUCACCUUGAUUUUUCUUGGAGUUGAUCUGCAGUUGCACACAAGUCUUUUGACUGCUCACAAUGGGGAGGUCCUACAAGAAGGUGAUGAUGAUGGGCUCAUUGCUUGGUUUGCUCUCAGCAUAAAUCCUACUUCUGCUGAGAGAUUUAAACAGAAGCAUGAGGACUGUUACUUUCUUCAUCCACCAAUGCCAGCACUACUGCAGCUACCUGAAAACGAAGCUGGAGUGGUAGCCCAGGCUAGAUCUGUUCUAGCAUGGCACAGCCGCUACCGUUUCUGCCCAACUUGUGGGAGCGCAACCAAGAUUGAAGAAGGUGGCUACAAGAAAACUUGUGUAAAAGAAGAUUGUCCCAGCCUCCAAGGUGUUCAUAACACGUCAUAUCCAAGAGUUGAUCCUGUUGUGAUAAUGCAAGUCAUUCACCCGGAUGGGAAUCACUGCCUUUUAGGUAGACAGAAGAGGUUUCCCCCUGGAAUGUUUACCUGUCUUGCUGGAUUUGUAGAACCUGGAGAAACAAUAGAAGAUGCUGUUCGAAGAGAAGUAGAAGAGGAAACUGGAGUCAAAGUUGGCCAUGUUCAGUAUGUCUCUUGUCAGCCAUGGCCAAUGCCCUCCUCCCUAAUGAUUGGCUGCUUAGCUGUUGCAGUGUCUACAGAAAUUAGAGUUGACAAGAAUGAAAUAGAGGAUGCCCGCUGGUUCACUAGAGAACAAGUUGUGGAUGUUCUCAUUAAAGGAAAUCAGCGUUUGUUCUUUGUACCACCGAGUCAAGCUAUUGCACACCAGUUGAUAAAACAUUGGAUUGGAAUGAAUGCUAAUCUUUGAAUUAAAUUCUUUCUUCUAAUGAAUUCUAAAAUUAGGAGUGAAUUUAAAAGAACUGCUUAUCUAUUGUUUCUGCAACCACGUGAAUUUUUGAGUCUUUCCUUAGGUUUCUGAGAUACACUACGCAAAUCUUUACAUAUUUUUUCAGAUCUGAGUGAAAACUGAGGGAAACUCAGUGAAUAUCCCAAGGAAGCAGACAACAUAUAGACAAAACGAAUAUUUUAUUGUGCCCAGCUACUUUUUUUGCAUGUGUGAUUUUUUUUUGAUCAAAUUUCUGUGUCUGUCAUUGUUAUGCUCUUGAUGUUGAUUCUAUCCCUCCCUGGAAGGAGUUACUGCAUUACAGGAAGGCCUAACCUUUACUUUAGUCUGAACUCUGCAUUUAUAUCCUCCAGUUUUCUCACACUAGUAUUCUCAUUUUUUCCUAUCUCCUCUUUUUAAAUUCUACAUGGCACAGAAAACACAAAUGUUCAGUGUUGAAACUCCUGUCAGUAACAGUUAUUUUUGAGCUAAUAGCACCAUUAAGUGGAGUACUUUUUAUCUCUUACAUGAAGAACAUUCUAAGCAGAACAUUUAUUCCUGCAGAUCUCCCAGUCUGAUUUGGCCAGCAUUUAAUCAGUUGUGUGAACUUGAAUUUAAAUUUCUAACACAGCACUCUGUUUAUGAAAAAUGCACUGGAAAAUCUUUCCAAAAAUCCUGUGUCUUUAUAUAAGGUAAUGUACUUAGUGACUGACAGAAAUGGAAUUGCAGAGUAAUGGAGGAGAAAAGUAGAUUAUUUAAAAGACGUGAAAAUAUAUACAAAGCUGUUUAGAAAUUGGGACAGUAGGUUGUUACUGCUAUUAAGAAUUUACAGUUGAUAGAGUUAUAAUCAACCCCAGCUGUAUGAUUGAGAAGGCAAUAUACUAAUUAUUUACUUAAGUGUUUUCAAUGCUGUAGUUCAGAUUUGUGCCUUAAUUUAUUGUUAUUGAAGGAAUAUAAGCUUAUAUGAAAUGGAAAUGGAAGGUUAUAAAAGUAUACAGUUAUUAAUGUCAUUAUUUUAUGAAUCAGUACUCUGUAACGGUGCAGCAUAUAAAAAGAAAUACAAAUGGCCAGGAGGCAGUGGGGGUCAUAAGAAUUAGCUUACUAUUAAAUAAUGCUUUGUUUGUUCAGAAUAAUAUGAAUAUUUUUUUAAUCAAUGUAAAAUUUGUUUCAAAAUUCUUUGUAAGUCUGGAAUUAUUAAAAAUGUUCUACAGAUCCUAAUACUUCUUUCUAUUCAACAUUCCUAUUAUAGCAGCAAUUUUUUUUUUUUUAUGGCAGUACGCAUCAAGCUUUUAAGGAAGAAACUCUUCUGACAGUUAGAACAGGUGAUGAAUCAUACAUUGCUUUAUUCUCAUCCUUGUUUCACCCAUACCUACAAAUUAAGAAAAUAAGUGUAUCACUUGAGCCAUGUGAAAUUGAGAAGAAAACAAUGCACUGCUUUGCUUUAAGAUCUCUUUUACAGAGGAGAGGUAAUAUGAGAAGUUUUCAUGGACUAUCAGUGUUAGCAGGACUGCAAGUGGUCAGCAGAAUUAAUCUUUUGAAAAAUCAGUAUCAAACACAAGGAAGUCUGGUUGCAGCUUCUUCGUACAGAUAGAGUGGAGAGCAUGGGACAGUAAUGGAGAAAAAUGUUAAGAAAGAUGAACAAGAAGGGAAUGAGGAGCAGGUAGAAGAAGCAGAAUAAUGCAAAGAGCAAAUAUAGAUUAUAUAAAGAUAAACCAUUUAUCACACUAAGAUAACUAAAAAUAUAUGUAAAGGUUCCAUUCUAAUAUUAGCUUUUCAUGUAGGAAAUUAUAUGUAUGGGUGGGUUGCUAUAGCAAUGAGUUUGUAACUGUGAAACUCAGAAGGUGCCCAUAACCAAUGUUGAGAUUCAGUUUUUGUAAUUAAGAAUCUAUAAUAAAGUCUGUUAUUAAAAAUGCUCAUAAAUAAAUUUAAAAAUGAUACUUUACAGAAUGAAAAGAGCAGAAAAAAAUUGGUUUAAAAAGAAAAUGUUUUUAUCUGAGAUCGUGAAUAAGAUUUUAAUCUCUUACUUGUAAUGGCUGGAAAUUAUAAUUUUAACAUAUUUAACACGCUUGAAAGCUAAAUCAUAGAAUGGCCUGGGUUGAAAAGGACCACAAUGAUCAUUGAGUUUCAACCCCCCCUGCUAUGUGCAGGGUCGCCAACCACCAGACCAGGCUGCCCAGAGCCACAUCCAGCCUGGACUUGAAUGCCUCCAGGGAUGGGGCAUCCACAACCUCCUUGAGCAACCUGUUGCAGUGUGUCACCGCCUUCUGAGUGAAAAACUUCCUCCUAAACCAGAGGUCUUUUUUUUUCUUUUCUAUCUUCAUCAUAAGGUAAGAACCAUUCACAGAAAAGUUGAUAAAAAUCAUUUAUUUGAGGAAACUAAUUUGAUCAUUUCAGUGUCUUAAUUUUAAGUGAAAGCUUUCCUAGCUGUUCAUGAGCAUGAUUUGACAUGUUUGUAAAUAAUAAGCUUGAGGUUUAUUUUGGAAACACCUAUGCAUAGAAAUAUUCUGAAGGCGUGGUGAUUUGCAGAGUACAUAUGAAGUGUCUAAUUGAAGAACCAAAUGCUGUAGUUAUUAGCAACUGGAACAAUUUAGGGAAGGACCGAAGUGUAGUGUUCCUCACUGGAUCAGGGUAGUAUCUUCAUAACAUUUGAGCUGUUUGCCUUAUCCAGACUGUAGCUGUGCUUGUCACUAUGAUAAAGCAGUAUAUUAAGAAAAUAUAAUCCCUUAAGCCACUAAAAAUGGACGUUAUUUGUUUGUGAUGUGUGAUAAUGAUCCCUCAGUUUCUUCUCUCUUGCUUCUACUGUGAUCCCAAAGCAAAAAGAGUGUUUAUAAUACAUGCAGUUUCAUUAGGAAGAAAAUCUGAAAAUGUUCUCUCUUCCAACUUGCUAGAGCACUACUGAGAAUUAACUUAAUUCAGUAUAUAGUUUGUAAUAUUUGUCUUUUUAAAGUUACGAUAAGCAAAGUAACAAAUAAUAAACGUA